This is a messenger RNA of Balaenoptera ricei (Rice's whale), 741 nucleotides long. RefSeq names its product serpin B6-like. Bases 64 to 741 code for a protein of 225 amino acids. The transcript has a single exon. Gene Ontology annotation, cellular component: cytoplasm. Lineage: Eukaryota; Metazoa; Chordata; Mammalia; Artiodactyla; Balaenopteridae. Gene Ontology annotation, molecular function: serine-type endopeptidase inhibitor activity. The record is from RefSeq and is a predicted model, not a curated record. Gene Ontology annotation, biological process: negative regulation of endopeptidase activity.
GAGAAGACUUAUGGUUUCCUCCCAUCUUUCAAAGAUUCCUGCCGCAAAUUCAACCAAGCAGAGAUGGAAGAGCUGGACUUUAUCAGUGCUGCGGAGGAAUCCAGGAAACACACAAACACCUGGGUAGCCCAAAGGACAGAAGGAAAAAUUACAGAACUGCUGUCUCCAAAUUCAGUGGACCCCAUGACUUGUCUGGUUCUCGUGAAUGCCAUCUACUUCAAAGGAAACUGGGAGAAUCAGUUUAACAAACAGCACACCAAGGAAAGGCUGUUCAAAGUCCGCAAGAAUGUGGAGAAGCCUGUGCAAAUGAUGAUCAAGAAAUCCACCUUUAAAAUCACCUACAUCGGAGAGAUAUUCACGAAGAUUCUGGUGCUUCCCUACGUCGGCAGGGAGCUCAAUAUGAGCAUCACGCUUCCCCAUGGAAACACCGAUUUGAAAACGGUGGAAAAGGAACUUGCUUAUGAGAAAUUUGUCGAGUGGACGAGACCAGACCUGAUGGAGGAGGAGGAGGUGGAGGUGUCCCUGCCCAGGUUUAAGCUGGGGGAGAGCUACAACAUGGAGGGCGUCCUCCGCACCCUGGGUGUGACCGACGCCUUCGAGGACACCAGGGCGGAUUUCUCCACGAUGUCAUCCCGGAAGGACCUGCUCCUGUCCCAGGUCGCGCACAAGACCUUUGUGGAGGUCGACGAGGAGGGCACAGAGGCGGCUGCGGCCACCGCCGCAGUCCUAAUGCUGCGCUGA